This is a messenger RNA of Betta splendens (Siamese fighting fish), 9448 nucleotides long. It is a transcript of the gene flna, whose product is annotated as filamin A, alpha (actin binding protein 280). The record is from RefSeq and is a predicted model, not a curated record. The transcript is spliced from 49 exons. Gene Ontology annotation, molecular function: actin filament binding. Lineage: Eukaryota; Metazoa; Chordata; Actinopteri; Anabantiformes; Osphronemidae. Gene Ontology annotation, biological process: actin cytoskeleton organization. The coding region runs from base 246 to 7883 and encodes 2545 amino acids.
UCCGGGACCUCUGCAGGACACACACAUACACACACACACCCUCUGUGAGCACAGUAACUGCAGGCUGCUGCGCGCACUGGCUUCGCGGACCAGACAGGCACCGGACACCUUUUACAAGAUCACGGGCUGCGACUCGCACAUAAACUAGAGAGCGAGCGAGAGGAAGAGGGAGCGGCCACGCGAAGUUGCACGGACUCCGCCCAGGAAAAAAGCCAGCGAACCGAGAGACAGCCGAGACCAUAAAAAUGAGUGGUUCCCACCCCCGGUCCUACCAGAGCGCCGCGCCCGCUCCCAACGCUCUCGCCACGGACAAGGACGCAGAAAUGCCCGCCACGGAGAAAGACCUCGCCGAGGACGCGCCGUGGAAGAAAAUCCAGCAGAACACCUUCACCCGCUGGUGCAACGAGCACCUGAAGUGCGUCAACAAGCGGAUCGGCAACCUGCAGACGGACCUCAGCGAUGGCCUGCGGCUCAUCGGGCUCCUGGAGGUUCUGUCCCAGAAGAAGAUGUUCAGAAAGUACAACCAGAGGCCCACCUUCCGCCAGAUGCAGCUGGAGAACGUGUCGGUGGCCCUGGAGUUCCUGGACAAGGAGAACAUCAAGCUGGUGUCCAUAGAUUCUAAAGCAAUCGUUGAUGGGAACCUGAAGCUGAUCCUGGGUCUGAUCUGGACCUUGAUCCUGCACUAUUCCAUCUCCAUGCCCAUGUGGGAUGAGGAGGAGGAGGCUGCCGAUGAUGGCAAACAGAAGACACCUAAGCAGAGGCUGCUGGGAUGGAUCCAGAACAAGCUGCCCGAGCUUCCGAUCACCAACUUCAACAGAGACUGGCAGACUGGCCGGGCCCUGGGUGCCCUGGUCGACAGCUGUGCUCCAGGAUUGUGUCCUGACUGGGACCAGUGGGAUCAGACCAAACCAGUGGACAAUGCUCGUGAGGCCAUGCAGCAAGCAGACGACUGGCUGGGCAUUCCACAGGUGAUAACCCCUGAGGAAAUCGUCGACCCCAACGUGGAUGAGCAUUCAGUCAUGACCUACCUGUCCCAGUUCCCCAAGGCUAAGCUGAAGCCUGGCGCACCUCUCCGUCCAAAACUGAACCCCAAGAAAGCCCGCGCCUACGGUCCAGGAAUCGAACCUGUGGGUAACGUCGUGAUGAAGAAAGCUACGUUCACAGUCGAGACCAUCAGCGCAGGAAUGGGAGAGGUGCUGGUUUACGUAGAGGACCCAGCAGGACACAGAGAGGAGGCCAAGGUGACAGCCAACAAUGACAAGAACCGCACCUACUCUGUGUUCUAUGUCCCUAAAGUCACAGGAAUGCACAAGGUGACGGUGCUGUUCGCAGGGCAGCACAUCUCCAAGAGCCCGUUCGAGGUGGAAAUCGGCAUGGCUCAGGGGGACUCCAGCAAAGCCACCGCCCAGGGUCCAGGUCUGGAGCCCUCGGGAAAUAUCGCCAACAAGGCCACCUACUUCGACGUCUACACGGCAGGUGCCGGUGUUGGCGAGGUGGAGGUGGUGAUCAUGGAUCCUGCUGGCAAGAAGAACACGGUGACGUGCACCAUCGAGGACAAGGGCAACAGUAGCUACCGCUGCACCUACAAACCGGUCCAGGAGGGCCAGCACACCGUGUUCAUCACCUUCGCUGGCGGCCAGAUCAGCAAGAGCCCCUUCACAGUCAACGUGGGAGAGGCAUGCAAUCCCAACCUCUGCAGAGCCCAGGGCCGUGGUCUGCAGCCCAAAGGCCUGAGGGUGAAGGAGACGGCAGACUUCAAGGUUUACACCAAAGGAGCUGGCACCGGAGAGCUCAAAGUUUCCAUCAAGGGCCCCAAGGGGCUUGAGGAGCCGUGUAAAAGGAAAGAUCUGGGAGAUGGCGUGUAUGGAUUUGACUAUUACCCCACCACACCUGGUACAUAUUCAAUCACCAUUACCUGGGGAGGACAGCACAUCCCACGCAGUCCUAUCGAGGUCAAGAUUGAUGCUGAGGCUGGCCCGCAGAAGGUGAGGGCCUGGGGUCCGGGGCUGGAGGGCGGCGUUGUUGGCAAGUCUGCUGACUUUGUGGUGGAGGCUGUUGGAGACAAUGUUGGUACACUAGGCUUCUCCGUGGAAGGUCCAUCUCAGGCCAAGAUCGAGUGCGACGACAAGGGCGAUGGCUCCUGCGACGUGCGGUACUGGCCCACGGAGCCUGGGGAGUACGCCGUGCAUGUGCUCUGCAACAACGAAGACAUCCAGCAUUCCCCCUUCAUGGCUGAGAUCGUCAACCCGCCAGAAAAAGACUUCUACCCUGACAAGGUUAAGGCAUACGGCCCGGGGCUUCAAAGCAGCGGUUUGGCUGUUGGAAAGCCCACAGAGUUCACAGUGGAUGCCAAGCAGGGAGGAAAGGCCCCUCUGAAGAUCCUGGCCCAGGACGGCGAAGGCUUGCCAGUGGACGUCCAGGUUAAAGACAACGGCAACGGCACAUACACUUGUACUUACACCCCCCGUAAACCUGUGAAACACACAGUCAUGGUCUCCUGGGGUGGCGUCAACAUCCCAGAGAGCCCGUUCAGAAUGAAUAUCGGAGCAGGCUGUCAUCCAAACAAGGUGAAGGUAUCGGGGCCUGGGGUGGCAAAGACUGGCCUCAAGGCCUUUGAGCCAACCUACUUCACUGUUGACUGUGCUGAGGCUGGUCAAGGGGACAUCAGCAUAGGAAUCAAGUGCGCCCCUGGAGUGGUGGGACCCGCUGAAGCCGACAUCGACUUCGACAUCAUUAGGAACGACAACGACACGUUCACUGUGAAAUACACUCCUCCAGGGGCAGGCAGCUACACCAUAAUGGUCCUGUUCGCUGACCAGGCUAUUCCAAUGACGCCCAUCAGGGUCAAAGUGGAUCCUUCCCACGAUGCCAGCAAAGUCAAGGCAGAGGGACCAGGACUCAGCCGCAGCGGUGUUGAACUGAACAAACCCACUCAUUUCACAGUGAACACUAAAGGAGCAGGGAAAGCAAACCUGGACUGCAACUUCAGCGGCCCGCUGAAAGGAGAAGCGGUCAAGGACUUUGAAAUCAUCAACAAUCAUGACAACACGCACACUGUGAAAUACACCCCUGUGCAGCAGGGCCCUCUGGGAGUCGCUGUGACCUACGGUGGAGAUCACGUUCCCAAGAGCCCAUUCAAUGUUGGUGUGGCUCCCACACUGGACCUCAACAAGGUCAACCUCACAGGCCUUGGCGACAAAAUGACUGUAGGCAAAGACCAGGAGCUGACUGUCAAAUCAAAGGGUGCCGGUGGACAGGGCAAGGUGGAUGCCAAGGUUACCGGACCAUCCGGGAAGCCUGUGUCUAGCAAGGUGGAGCCAGGGCUGAGUCCAGAGACCAGCCAUGUGAAGUUCAUCCCCCGUGAAGCCGGCCCGUACCAGGUGGAAUUGACCUACGAUGGCGUACCGAUCCCUGGGUCACCCUUCAGCUCCACAGCUUACCCAGCCACGGACCCCUCCAUGGUUCGCUGCUCUGGCCCAGGCUUGAAGCGUGCUAAGGUUGGGGAGACGGGGACAUUCGUUGUGGACUGCACCAACGCCGGCCCGGCUGAGCUGACCAUUGAGAUCAUCUCAGACAGUGGCACUGAGGCAGAGGUUCACAUUCAGGACAACGGAGACGGGACCUACACCAUCACCUACAUCCCUUUGUACCCUGGUUCUUACACUCUCACCAUCCGCUACGGUGGUCAGGAUGUGCCCAACUUCCCUGCUCGGCUUAGCGUUGAACCUGCGGUCGAUGCCAGUGGAGUUCGCGUGUUCGGACCUGGAGUGGAAGGCAAAGGCGUUUUCCGUGAAGCAACUACAGAUUUCACUGUGGAUGCUCGUGCACUCACUAAGACCGGAGGUGACCACAUCAAGACCCUCAUCAGCAACCCGUCAGGCAGCCGCACUGAUGCUCUUAUUGCUGACCUUGGAGAUGGAACCUACAAUGUAGAGUACACUCCCUAUGAAGAAGGUCCACACAGUGUAGAGGUCUGCUAUGAUGGUUCUCCAGUACCCAAGAGUCCAUUCCACGUGGCUGUCACCGAAGGCUGCGAUCCAGCUCGUGUUCGCGUGCAUGGCCCUGGUUUGAAAGGUGGCAUAACCAACAAGCCUAACAAGUUCACGGUGGAAACCAGAGGAGCAGGCACUGGUGGUCUCGGUCUGGCCAUGGAGGGUCCUUCAGAGGCCAAGAUGUCCUGCACUGACAACAAAGACGGCAGCUGCAGCGUAGAGUAUAUUCCGUACGAACCGGGCACAUACAACCUCAACAUCACCUACGGAGGACAGCCCAUCACAGGUAGUCCAUUCUCUGUGCCGGUCAGCGACACGGUGGACAGUACAAAGGUGAAGUGCCAGGGACCUGGUCUGGGCAGCAACGUCAGAGCCAACAUUCCUCAGGCAUUCACAGUGGACGCCUCCAAGGCUGGAGUGGCGCCGCUGCAGGUCCGCGUGCAAGGACCAAAAGGUGUGGUGGAGCCUGUGGAAGUGGUGGAUAACGGUGACCAGACUCACACAGUCAACUAUGUUCCCACCAGAGAGGGACCUUACUCCAUUAAUGUGCUCUACGCUGACGAGGAGAUUCCACGCAGCCCCUACAAGGUGAAGGUGCUGCCCACGCACGACGCCAGUAAGGUGCGUGCCAGCGGACCCGGCCUCAACACCACGGGGGUGCCCGCCUCCCUGCCCGUGGAGUUCACCAUCGAUGCUAAAGACGCCGGCGAGGGACUGCUGGCGGUGCAGAUCACUGACCCAGAAGGGAAGCCAAAGAAGGCCAACAUCCGCGACAACCAUGACGGGACCUACCUGGUGUCCUACGUGCCGGACAUGACGGGCAGAUACACCAUCCUCAUUAAGUACGGAGGGGACGAGAUCCCGUACUCACCCUACCGCAUCAGGGCCCUUCCCACUGGAGACGCCAGCAAGUGCACCGUCACAGUCUCAAUCGGCGGUCACGGUUUAGGCGCCGGCGUUGGCCCGACGAUCCAGAUUGGCGAGCAGACGGUCAUCACCGUGGACGCCAAGGCUGCCGGGAAAGGCAAGGUGACGUGCAGCGUGGUCACGCCCGAGGGGGCCGAGCUGGACGUGGACGUGGUGGAAAACGAAGACGGCACCUUCGACAUCUUCUACACGGCGCCGCAGCCUGGCGAGUAUGUCAUCUGCGUCCGCUUUGGAGGGGAGCACAUCCCCAACAGCCCCUUCCAAGUCACGGCACUGGAAGGAGCUCCAUCAGACCAGCUCAUGCAACAGACCCAAAUGCCCCAGUUCUACGCUCAGCAGCCCUGGGCAACUGAUAGACCUAUGGGUAUGAAUGGUUUGGAUGUAGCAGGGCUGAGACCAUUUGACCUGGUCAUUCCAUUCACCAUCCAGAAGGGAGAGAUCACAGGUGAAGUACGGAUGCCAUCAGGCAGCGUUGCCAAGCCUGACAUCACAGACAAUAAGGAUGGCACCGUUACUGUCAAGUACGCUCCCACUGAAGCUGGUCUGCACGAGAUGGACAUCAAAUACGACGGCCUCCACAUCCCUGGAAGCCCACUGCAGUUCUAUGUGGACUACGUGAACAGCGGUAACGUCAGUGCCUAUGGCCCUGGUCUCAUUCAUGGGACUGUGAACAAGCCGGCGGUCUUCACUGUUAACACUAAAGAUGCUGGAGAGGGUGGUCUCUCCCUGGCCAUUGAGGGUCCGUCGAAGGCCGACAUCAGCUGUGUGGACAACCAGGAUGGGACUUGCACAGUGUCCUACCUGCCUGUGCUUCCUGGGGACUACAGCAUCCUGGUCAAAUACAAUGACAAGCACAUCCCCGGCAGCCCCUUCUCUGCCAGGAUCACCGGUGAUGAUUCCAUAAGGAUGUCCCAUUUGAAGGUGGGCUCUGCUGCAGACAUCCCCCUGGACAUUGGGGAGCUGGACCUCAGUCAGCUGACCGCCUCCCUGACGACGCCCUCGGGCCGGGAGGAGCCUUGCCUGCUAAAGGUUCUGCGUAACGGACAUGUCGGCAUUUCAUUUGUUCCCAAGGAGAUUGGAGAGCACCUGGUGAACAUCAAGAAGAACGGUCGCCAUAUUCCCAGCAGUCCCAUCGCCGUUAUGAUAAGCCAGUCAGAGAUCGGCGACGCCAGCCGUGUGCGUGUGAGUGGCCAGGGCCUAAGCGAGGCCAGGACAUUUGAGCCCGCCGAAUUCAUCAUCGACACACGUGACGCCGGCUACGGUGGCCUGAGUCUGUCCAUUGAAGGACCCAGUAAAGUGGACAUCAACACUGAAGACCAGGAGGACGGCACCUGUAAGGUCACCUACUGCCCCACUGAACCUGGCAAUUACAUCAUCAACAUCAAGUUCGCCGACCAGCACGUGCCAGGUAGUGCUUUCACAGUGAAGGUGACAGGAGAGGGCAGAAUGAAGGAGAGCAUCACCAGGAAGAGAAGGGCAGCAUCUGUUGCCAAUGUAGGCAGCCAGUGUGACCUGAGCCUCAAGAUCCCAGAGAUCAGCAUCGCGGACAUGACCGCUCAGGUGACCAGCCCGUCUGGCCAGGUUCACAAGGCCGACAUCAUGGAGGGAGAAAACAACACCUACUGCAUUCGCUUCAUUCCCACCGAGACCGGUGUGCACACGGUGUGCGUGAAAUACAACGGCAUGCACGUUCCCGGCAGCCCGUUCCAGUUUACUGUCGGGCCCCUGGGAGAGGGAGGGGCUCAUAAGGUUCGAGCUGGUGGGCCAGGUCUGGAGAGAGCAGAAGCAGGAGUCCCAGCCGAGUUCAGUAUCUGGACAAGGGAAGCUGGAGCCGGGGGACUCAGCAUUGCGGUGGAGGGACCAAGCAAGGCUGAAAUCGCCUUUGAGGACCGCAAGGAUGGCUCCAGUGGGGUGUCCUACAUCGUGCAGGAGCCUGGAGACUACGAAGUGUCCAUUCGUUUCAACGACGAGCACAUCCCCGACAGCCCCUUCAUCGUCCCUGUGGCCUCGCCGUCGGACGACGCCCGUCGCCUCACUGUUGCCAGUCUUCAGGAGUCGGGCUUGAAGGUGAAUCAGCCGGCGUCGUUCGCCGUCAGCCUUAACGGGGCAAAGGGUGUGAUCGACGCAAAGGUCCACAGCCCGUCUGGAGCUCUGGAGGAGUGUUGUGUCACAGAGAUCGACCAAGAUAAGUACGCAGUUCGGUUCAUCCCCAGAGAGAACGGUCUGUAUCUAAUUGAUGUGAAGUUCAAUGGAAGUCACAUCCCUGGGAGCCCAUUUAAGAUUAGAGUUGGAGAGACAGGCCAGGCUGGAGACCCGGGGAUGGUGUCAGCGUAUGGGCCAGGACUGGAGGGAGGCACCACAGGAACUUCGUGUGAGUUUGUGGUGAACACGAGCAAUGCCGGCCCCGGCGCUUUGGCUGUGACCAUUGACGGACCCUCCAAGGUGAAGAUGGACUGUGUGGAGUGCCCUGAGGGCUACAGGAUCACAUACACCCCAAUGGCCCCUGGCAACUAUCUCAUCUCCAUCAAAUAUGGCGGCCCUUAUCACAUUGUUGGCAGUCCAUUCAAGGCAAAGAUCACUGGUUCCAAACUCGUGUCCAGUCACAGUAUGCACGAAACCUCUUCUGUCAUGGUUGACCCUGUGACCCGCGCCAUCAGCUGCACUCAGCAGGGAGCUCCCACUCAAUCCGAUGCCAGUAAGGUGGUGGCCAAAGGUCUUGGCCUGACCAAGGGCUUCAUCGGUCAGAAGAACAGCUUCAGUGUUGACUGCAGCAAAGCAGGUCGUAACAUGCUCCUGGUUGGUGUGGAUGGCCCCAGGGUGCCCUGUGAGGAGAUCUUAGUGAAACACUUGGGCAACCGUCUGUACAACGUCAGCUACCAGCUCAAAGAGAAGGGAGAGUACAUCCUGGUGGUGAAGUGGGGAGACGAACACAUCCCCGGCAGCCCCUUCCACAUCACCGUGUAACAACCCAGACCCACACCCGGGAAACUUGUACCACUGUUUAAAACUGAAACUCUUGUCUACAGUAGAUUCUAAUAAAGCGUUGUUUACAUCUCCAGGUUCCUUCUACGUGUUAAAUUUAGCUUCUUAGAAGUAUUAUAAUACGAAAGAAAUUGUCCAAUCAGUAUUUACCCUCAGUGAGAUUUGGGUUUAAAGCCAACGUCUUUACUGUAACCCAGUCCAGACUGUCCCAAAGCACACAGCCACUGACUGUUCCUCUCUCAGUUCUUCCAAUAGUCACAUGAUCAAAUAAACGUAUGGAGGAGAAAGACGCACCUUUUCCACCUGUGCCUUAGGUUAUUUUAUAUUUUCAGACAUGGGGGUGACUUAUGUAGAAUGGUAGCAUAGUAGCAGUAGAUGUAAUAGAUUUUGGCCCAGCUGAGCCCAGAAUUGGAUGGAAGGUUACAGUUUACACUGGAGGAGGUAUAAAUGACCCCAAGGCCAAAUAAAGUUGGGACGAUGUGUAAAACAAACAAAGGCAAUGAUUUGCAGAUCUCGUCAUCCUAUAGUUGGAACAGAUUGAUGUGGAUGUGGCAUCUUGGAAGUGUGGAGGCCAGCCUGGAGUUUUAGGAGAGGAGUGACGUCCUAUUCUCGUGUGAUGCAGGAGUCUAGCUGCUCACUGGACCUGGGCCUUUGCUGCCGAUCCUUCUUUCUUAUCUUUGCACAAUACAGCUUUAACGUUUUUCUUUCAGUUUUGCAUAUUGUCUCAACUUUUUGGCUUUGGUUGUACAUGAAUGAUGGAUCCAGUUCUAUAUGAACAGUGACAGGAAUUGAACCAAAGAUUGUCAGGUGUGAUGCAAGUGUUUGGGCAUUCCAACACAGACACACUUUGGAUUCAGGCCUUUACUUGUCCAUAUAAAACUCAGAUCAAUGGCUUGUUCCUUAUUUACACAGGGGUGUAGGCUUUGUGGUGUUGGUGCUCAGCACUGAUCCGGACUCGCUCCAGCAUGCGUGUUCACGAUGCUCUUUAACCUGUUUGUUUUAUCUGCUGCUAGUGUGAUCCAGUUUUAGGCACUGCUGUUCUUAGGUUAGACGAUGAAACAUGGGGCGACUAAAGUGACCGGGGAGGAGGCGGACACAUUUCACAGCAGCUAACUCGCGAUUUGUCUGACACGCUCUGUCGGCGCCGCUGUAGCGGAGUGUGACGCCAACUUGUGCAUCCACACGUGUAAUUAGGUUAGAUUCAGAGUCACACCAAUGUGAGAUGUGUUGAAUAUCAAAGGUUUAAAAAGGGAAGAGUCCAACAUGGUGCUGGACAGGACGGCUGAAGAUGCUGUGGUUUGUCAAGUCCUGGAAACAUGACGACCAAAAACAAAGAUGAUGCUUUGUUUCGUGCUCUUUGCUUGUAGCUCCCCUCUUCAGCCGACAACCACUCCCCCCGCCCCUCAUCCUUCCAGCUUGCUUUGUGCGUAGUCUGUAUUUCAGAACAAAAAAUGAAUCUUGUCCUAAAUAAUAAAAAAGGCUUUAAGUGUUUGUAAGACAGUAUUUUGAUACACAAUAAAGUUUAAGUAUUUUUCUGUCAGUCCUAA